UUUAGGGUGGCAACUCUAUUUUGGAAUAUGUAGUUUGGAUUCCGGUGGUCGAUAAAAUUGUUAAAAUGAAUUUGUUACGUAGGUCGUUGAGUAAAUCGUUGUUAAUAACUCCAAUAAAAAGUGUAGGAGUUACAGAACCGCGUUCGAUAAAGAGAUGGGUUGCUCCAACGUUACGUGAACUUCGCAAACGAGCGAAGAAAAUAGAUCUCCAAAAUCAACCAAAUCCUAGAUCUGGUUUUGUUGAAUGGAAUUAUCGUGCAGAAUUAUAUGCUUUUACUAAGCGAUUGAAUGAAAAUAUUGAUAUUUCCCUACUGCAGACUGCGUUCACACAAAAGUCGUACAUCCAUAAAGAAGCGAACCGGCAACGUGAUUUAGGCAUCGAAGAAACAGAUAUACAAAUUAAUGACAAUUUAAAGUUAUCUGAACAUGGCGAAAAUAUCGCAAAAGCUUACAUUAGCACAUAUUUACAGUAUUCCUUGCCGAAGGUUCCGGAAGAAGGAAGAAAUGCAAUCUUAAAAUAUUUAACUAGCAUCGAAACAUUGGCGUAUAUUGCAUUACAUCUUGGGAUGAAAGAUUUAUUACUUGAUACGGAAUAUCCUCCAACCUCCGAGGCGCUUUCACGCUCUCUUCUUGCUGUUAUUGGUGCAUUACAGGAAUCCAGUGGGUCUGAACGUUCCUUUUUAUUCGUACGAGAUUUUAUUUGCACACAUUUAAAUCAGCGAGAUUUAUUAGAAAUUUGGCAUAUUCAAGACGCAUGGAACCUACUUAAAGAUACGUGUAAAUUGCAAAAUAUUCCUAAUCCAGAGCCCAGACUCAUUGGGGAUUGUGGCAAAAACACUGUAUUGGCAACCUACAAUGUUGGUAUAUAUGCUAAUAAGAAAAUGAUAGGAAAAGGCUUCGGGGAAGAUGCAUCAACAGCCAUUGAAAUUGCAGCUAUUGAUUCAUUACGAAAUUUAUUUUCAAUCAAUGAGCAUGCACGUUUGUUUGAUUUUGAAUUAUUAAUAGAACCAAAACAGAAAUUAAAUUAACAUAAAAGCGAAUCAAUUUAAUGAUUCAUCUAAAUG
Teleopsis dalmanni is the source of this 1064-nucleotide messenger RNA. RefSeq names its product 39S ribosomal protein L44, mitochondrial (gene mRpL44). The record is from RefSeq and is a predicted model, not a curated record. Lineage: Eukaryota; Metazoa; Arthropoda; Insecta; Diptera; Diopsidae. Gene Ontology annotation, biological process: RNA processing. Gene Ontology annotation, molecular function: ribonuclease III activity; double-stranded RNA binding. The transcript is spliced from 3 exons. The coding region runs from base 66 to 1028 and encodes 320 amino acids.